Lathyrus oleraceus (garden pea) is the source of this 717-nucleotide messenger RNA. RefSeq lists its product as uncharacterized. The record is from RefSeq and is a predicted model, not a curated record. The transcript has a single exon. The coding region runs from base 1 to 717 and encodes 238 amino acids. Lineage: Eukaryota; Viridiplantae; Streptophyta; Magnoliopsida; Fabales; Fabaceae.
AUGAGUACUCGGUGUCAGAAACCAAAGAAGGUUCAGUCUAGACGGACAAUUUUUGCUUUGUCUAGAGUAGAGACUAUUGCAUCUGAUAACUUUAUUCGAGGUACAUGUUUUAUUAAUAGUAUUCCUUUGAUUACUAAUAUUGAUAUGGGAGUGACAUAUUCAUUUAUAUAUGCUAAGUUUGUGAAAAGAUUCAAUAUAGAAGUGUCUGCUAUGAAUGGUAGCAUGGUUAUUGAUACCCCCACUAAUAGUCCAGUGACUACUUUGUUGGUGUGUUUGAGUUGUCCUUUGACAAUUUACGGUAGAGAUUUUGGGACUGGCUUAUUUUGUUUUCCUCUAAGUCAACUCAUUGUUAUUCUGGGAAUGAAUUGGUUGGAGUUCAACCACGUGAAUAUCAAUUAUUUUGAUAAAUCAAUGAAGUUUCUUGAAUCCGAGGAGAGCACGAAGUCGAGUUUCAUGACCGUGAGACAAGUAGGGAUGUUCUUGAGAGAGAGUGCCCAAUUGUUCAUGUUGUUUGUGUUCUUGAGAGAGGGAAACGAGAUAAUGAUUAUGGAUCUAACUUUUGUGUGUGAGUUUACUGAAGUGUUCCCAGAUGACAUUAGUGAUUUUCCGUCAGAGCACGAAGUUGAGUUCACUAUAGACUUAGUACCUGGUACUAGUCUUGUAUCAAUGGUGUCGUACAAAAUGUUUUCUUAUGAGAUGAGUGAGCUGAAGAAAUAG